UGGUCAUGACAUCAUCAAAGGUCCUUUAGACCACUAGGACUUCUCAUCUACCGGCAGGACAUGGCGGCCGGGCUCCCGGUGUUUAGACUCUGGGUCUUCUUCAUCCUGUUCUCCAAAGUCCGGGGCGACCAAGAGGAGUUCACGCCGGGACAUUCGGUGGGCUCCCUGUCUGUAGGCGCUGCCGCAGCUGGUCGCAGAUACCUGCUGUACGACGUCAACCCUCCAGAAGGAUUUAACCUGCGCAGAGACGUUUACAUCCGCAUGGCAUCCCUUCUUAAGACUCUACAGAAGAACUCUGAUUGGGUGCUGGUUUUACCCCCGUGGGGUCGUCUCUAUCACUGGCAGAGUCCUGACAUACAUCAAGUGCGGAUCCCCUGGUCCGAAUUCUUUGAUAUGGACAGUCUGAGAGACAAUAUCCCCGUGAUUGAAUAUGAAGAAUUCCUGGCAGAAUCGGGAGGACCCUUUAUUGAGCAGGUUUAUGUUCUGCAAGGUUAUGCCGAGGGCUGGAAGGAAGGCACCUGGGAGGAGAAGGUGGACGAGAGACCCUGUAUAGAUCAGCUGAUGUACUCGGAGGACAAGCAUGGAUACUACAGAGGGUGGUUCUGGGGUUAUGAAGAGACCAGAGGUCUAAACGUCAGCUGCCUUUCAGUACAAGGGUCGGCUUCCAUCAUGGCUCCAGUACUACAGAAGAACACCACUGCAAGGUCCAUAAUGUUAGACAGAGCUGAAAACCUUCUACAUGACCACUAUUCAGGAAGAGAUUAUUGGAAUACACGUCGCAGUAUGGUGUUUGCUAAGCAUCUGAGGAUAAUCGGAGAUGAGUUCCGGACCAACUUUCUACAGUCUAAUGAUGACGCUGACAAAACCAUAUUCCAGGAAGACUGGACAAGAGUGAAGCAAAAGCCUAGCAAACCACUAGGGGGACCUUACCUUGGAGUUCACCUUCGAAGAAAAGACUUCAUUUGGGGCCACAGAGAAGAUGUUCCCAGCCUGCGACGAGCAGCAGAAGAAAUUCACAGCCUUUUGAAAAAACUGAAGCUCAAGAAGGUUUUUAUCGCCACAGACGCUGACAGACAAGAUCUUGAAGAGCUGCGAAAGUUGAUCCCUGAAAUGUUGAGGUUUGAACCCACCUGGGAAGAGCUGGAGCUGUACAAGGAUGGAGGGGUUGCAAUCAUAGACCAGUGGAUCUGUGCACAUGCAAGAUACUUCAUCGGUACCUCCGUUUCCACCUUCUCGUUCCGCAUACACGAAGAGAGAGAGAUUUUAGGCUUUGACCCAAAGACAACCUACAACCGGUUCUGUGGAGAUAAUGAAAAGAACUGUGAGCAGCCCACACACUGGAAAAUUGUCUACUGACCUUCUAAGACACUUUGGGCCUUGGGAGGCUUCUGGACCAUGUUUCAGAUACUAUAGAGCUGUUACUUGCUCUGGUUUUAAGGGAUCCUUGUGCUUUCUGAAGCUCACUGAGACGUCUGUAAUUAGAGCUUCAGUUGGCGUAGACCUGGCACCACGGGUUUCACAAACAGCUGUUGAGGGAUUUUAUAGUUACUCGAGAUGAGAAAAAAAGUCUGAAAUUUUUUUUUUAAAAGACUGAUGCCAAGAAUACAUUAAUGAAAUUCCUGAACAAGAAUAGCUGCUCAUAAUGAACAAAUAUGUUCUCGAGGGUCUUGAUGUGAUAGGUCGGUGCUCUACGUCUUAGUAAAACCACAUUCAGUAUGUACAAGUCUUUAUUUUUUUGGGAACAUAAUAUUUUGUAUAAGACUUAAGUAAUUCUGUCUCCUUGAUCUCUGUCCCCACCCUCAACCUGUGCUAGACGUCUGUAGUGUUAGAGGCGUCUUCAGUAUUAUCACAGGAGUGCCAGUUACCAUGUUAAAGAGAUCAUUAAAAGUCUCAGACAAAGCCUCCAAUUGCCUUAAAAUAAGAAUUGAUGUUAUACUCGCCCCUUUCUUCAGCGCUGGUCUAGCAAGUGACCGCUGCAGCCAAUUACUUUCUGUAGAGAUCUACUACAGAGGCCACGUCGUAUACCUUCAUAUCACCGCUGCAGUUUGUAAACAACUAAUGGCAGGAGGACCGGACCAGCGCCGCAGAGAAAGGGGUGAGUAUAACGUCAGAAUAAGGGCUCAAGCACACGACCGUAUGUAUUUUGCGGUACGCAAAAAACAGAUCCGCACAAAAAUACGGAUGAUGGCCGUGUGCAUUCUGUGUUUUCUGCAGAAUGGAACCGCAGGGCCCUAAUAGAACAGCCCUAUCCUUGUCCAUAAUGCGGACAAUAAUAGGACAUGUUCUAUUUUUUUUUGUGGAACGGAAAUGGAAUGCACACAGAGUAACUUCCAUUUUUUUGCGGACCCGUUGAAAUGAAUGGUUCCGCAUAAGGUCCGCAAAAAAAACUGAACGGACACGUUCAUGUGUAGGAGCCCUAAGGCAAUUGGAGGGCUUGUGCACUCGGCAUCUAAG
Bufo bufo (common toad) is the source of this 2454-nucleotide messenger RNA. It is a transcript of the gene POFUT2, whose product is annotated as protein O-fucosyltransferase 2. Gene Ontology annotation, biological process: protein O-linked glycosylation via fucose. Gene Ontology annotation, molecular function: peptide-O-fucosyltransferase activity. The record is from RefSeq and is a predicted model, not a curated record. The transcript has 11 exons. Lineage: Eukaryota; Metazoa; Chordata; Amphibia; Anura; Bufonidae. The coding region runs from base 61 to 1356 and encodes 431 amino acids.